Molecule: messenger RNA, 366 nt
Organism: Rotaria sordida
Lineage: Eukaryota; Metazoa; Rotifera; Eurotatoria; Philodinida; Philodinidae
Source: the annotation of a GenBank genome assembly
AUGACUCAAUCUUGGGUAGACAGAAUAAAGCCAUUGAAGUCACAAUCAAUACUAUCACAAGCGAUAACAACAACGACAGCAAUAAUAAAUGAUGAUAAGCCUCAAGCAAUAGCUAAACAACAUCUACGUUAUAAUUGUCAAGAACUUUUACGUAUUCGUGAUAUUUUGGCACUAUUUUCAAUUCCAAAGAAUCUUCCCAAUCUUCCUAUUAUUAUUCAUCGAUGUGAUGAUAAUAAUGCGCGUUAUUUAUGUGCUGACAAGAAUAGUCAAAGACAUAUAACUUCUUCAUGUCCUCGGCAAUUAUCACCCAAUAAUCAUCGAUCAUUAAAAGAGGAUCAAACUAGUCAAAAUUUAACAAGAGAUUGA